CCCAAACCGUGUUUGUCUCCAAAUUUGUGGGGCCACAAACAAACCAAACUCCACAUUGAUUAAUAGAAAAUUACCCACUUUCCCCUCCUUCCUUCCUUUGUUUGCUCUUCCUUCGCUGAAGGUUUUGCAAACAUGAACUCGAAAGCCUCUGUCUCUAAGGAGCUCCAUGCCAAACACACCAAGAUCUUGGAGGGACUUCUUAAACUACCUGAUAAUCGGGAAUGUGCAGACUGCAGGACAAAGGCACCACGAUGGGCAAGUGUGAACUUAGGAAUAUUCAUUUGCAUGCAGUGUUCAGGAAUUCACCGAAGUCUUGGAGUUCAUAUAUCAAAGGUGCGGUCCACAACUUUGGAUACAUGGUUACCAGAUCAAGUUUCUUUUAUGCAAUUCAUGGGUAAUGUCAAGUCAAACAUGCACUGGGAGGCUGAACUGCCACCAAAUUUUGACAGAAAUGGAUAUGGAAUCGAGAAGUUUAUUCGUGCCAAGUAUAUAGAGAAAAGAUGGGCUUCAAAAGGUGGACUACAACCAGCUUCAAAGUCAGCUGAAAUAAUCUUUAACUUGAAUAAUUCACCACCAGCUUCUAGGGCCAAGAGUGCUAUUCAAAAGAACAGAAGAUUGUCUCUUGAGGAAAGCAUUCUUGUUAACCACAUGGCACAAAUUCGGCCUUCUGAAACAACAUCACAUGGGGGCUCCUUAGAUUUGCAAAAGAAGAUUUCACCACCAUUAAAGAGACCAUCCGCAUCAGUUGAUUUUGACAGCUCUGGUGCAAAGAGCAAUGGUACUAUUGAUCUUUUUGGCUUGCUUGAUAAUAAACAGGAUUUCUCAACUACAACUCCUCCAAGCUGGACAACAUUUGAUUGAGAAGGCUUGUGAGGUUUUUGUUCAUAGAUUGUUGAGCUAGCCCGUUGGAUAGAUGUCACAACAUUAUAGUUGCAGACGAUCUUGCAAUGUCGCAUGACCUUUGAGUUGCAUCGCCCUGGAUUAAGGACUAAUUUUUUAAUCAACACACACUGCAACAGGACAUAAAUUUGACACACAUUUGCACCACUUUGGCAUUGAUGUAUCAUACAGCCUGAGACCGUCCAUCAAAUGGUUUGAUAUGCAUUGUUGUUCCUAUUACUUCAUUCCUAUUACUAAUUGAGAUUAAGAAAAGGAUAAUUGGAAUAACAAUUAUUGUUCUUCUCUUCUUUCAGUGUCACUUCAAGAGUCUGCGACUGAAGAUGUUGUAAAUAAAAUAUG
Messenger RNA from Abrus precatorius (Indian licorice), 1239 nucleotides. RefSeq names its product probable ADP-ribosylation factor GTPase-activating protein AGD15. The record is from RefSeq and is a predicted model, not a curated record. The transcript has 9 exons. The coding region runs from base 133 to 861 and encodes 242 amino acids. Gene Ontology annotation, molecular function: GTPase activator activity. Lineage: Eukaryota; Viridiplantae; Streptophyta; Magnoliopsida; Fabales; Fabaceae.